AUGAAGCCGAGCAGCAAGAGCCGGAGCGGAUCGACCUCGCAGCAGAGAACCGCAACAGGCAACGGGCUGAGGCGCUCCUCUCGCCGUGGGAGAGAAUUGGCCAAGAAGGACGCUCCUGAGGACAUGGCCGCAGUAGAGGGGCCGUACAUCUGCUGCGAGUGUGGGGAGAGCUUUCUGGACAAGCAGCUCUUCGCCACCCAUCAGAAGGCGCACGCCAGCGAGGAAGCCUGCACUUCCCUGGAGCACGGAGAAAGCUUCAGGCAGAAAUCCAAAACAACCCCUACGAAAGGCCAAGGGUCCUCUCGCUCCAAACCGUCCAAGCGCCCCGAUGGGGAGAAGAGCUCCGGUUUCAAGUACGGCUUUGUCAGGCAGGUGAACAACAUGGUGGAGAGACCGUACACCUGCUCCCAGUGCAAGGAGAGCUUCAGCCUGGAGGUGAGCCUUAUCUUGCACCAGAAGCUCCAUACGGGGAAGGGCGACGGGCCGCUGACGUGCACCUACUGCGGGAAGGACUUCCGAGACCUCUCCAAAGCCAUCCGCCAUCAGCGCAUCCACACCGGGGAGAGGCCGUACCAGUGCACCGAGUGCGGGAAGAGCUUCAUCCGCCGGGACCACCUGCUCAAGCACUGGCGGGUCCACACCGGGGAGACCCCCUACCAGUGUCCCGUCUGCGGGAAGCAUUUCCGCUACAAAGAGUCUCUGAAUUGCCACCAGAAAAUCCACUCUGAGGAGAAGCCCUUCAGCUGCACCGACUGUGGAAAGCGCUUCGCUCAGAAGCAUUACAUGCUGAUCCACCGGGGCGUGCACACUGGCGAGAAGCCCUUUGCCUGUGGCCACUGCGGCCAGAAGUUCAGGCAGAAGUACCACAUGAUCCGUCACCAGCUCACCCACACCGGGGAGCACCCCUUCGCCUGUGCCUUCUGCCCCAAGACCUUCAGGGACAAGACGUGCCUUGCUGGCCACCAGCGGAUCCACACUGGGGAGCGCCCGUAUGCCUGCGACCGCUGUCCCAAGGCCUUCAGGAACAAGCAGACCCUCACCGGCCACCAACGGCUCCACUCUGAUGAGCGCCCCUUCGCCUGCGACCGCUGCCCCAAGACCUUCAGGGACAGGACGGCCCUCACCAUGCACCAGUGGGACCACACCGGGGAGCGCCCCUUCCCCUGCCCCCACUGCCCCAAAGCCUUCAAAGACAAGAAGACCCUCAAUGACCACCAGCGGGUCCACACUGGGGAGCGCCCAUUUGCCUGCACCCUCUGCCCCAAAGCCUUCAAAGACAAGAAGACCCUCAAUGACCACCAGCGGGUCCACACUGGGGAGCGCCCCUUUGUCUGCGCCCACUGCUCCAGGGCCUUCAGCAACAGAAAGGCCCUCAGUGACCACCGGCAGACCCACAGCGGGGAGCGCCCGUUUGUCUGCGCCCACUGCCCCAAGGCUUUCAGCAGCAAGAAGGCCCUCACCGACCACCAACGGGUCCACUCAGUGGAGCGCCCCUUCGCCUGCACCCGCUGCACCAAGACCUUCAGGAGCAAGAUGGCGCUUAAUGAGCACCAGCGGGUCCACACCGGGGAGCGCCCCUUCACCUGCGCCCACUGCCCCAAGACCUUCAAGCACAAGAAGGCCCUCACCAUCCACCAGCGCGUCCACACCGGGGAGCGCCCCUUUCCCUGCACCCACUGCCCCAGGGCCUUCAGGGACAAGCAGACCCUCACCAUCCACCAGCGGGUCCACACCGGGGAGAGGCCCUACAAGUGCGGUGUGUGUGGCAAGACCUACAGCCGCAAGGAAGGCCUGAAUUGCCACAAGCGGUUGCACCAGG
Charadrius vociferus (killdeer) is the source of this 1819-nucleotide messenger RNA. Its product is annotated as gastrula zinc finger protein XlCGF26.1-like. Lineage: Eukaryota; Metazoa; Chordata; Aves; Charadriiformes; Charadriidae. Gene Ontology annotation, biological process: regulation of DNA-templated transcription. The record is from RefSeq and is a predicted model, not a curated record. The transcript has 2 exons. The annotation marks the transcript as partial. Gene Ontology annotation, molecular function: RNA polymerase II cis-regulatory region sequence-specific DNA binding; DNA-binding transcription factor activity, RNA polymerase II-specific.